AUGGUCAACCGCGGACGCUCCGGAGGCUGCCUGACUUGUAAGCAACGCCGCGUUAAAUGCGACGAAACGAAACCCGAGUGCCAAGCGUGCCACCGCCUCAAGCUUCGCUGUGGGGGCUAUCGGGCCAAAAAUACGCUGAAGUUCAAAGACCAGAACCACAAGUUCUGCAACCAAGAUGUCGGUUGUCGCAGCCGGAACAUCGUUGAAUAUGCCGUUUCAGGCCGGUUGUCUGAGUCAAAUCCUCAAGAGCAGAAGGUCAUGGGGCCUUUGACUUCACGGCUUUCUGAACCCGACACUGCCGUGUCAUUCUACCUCAGCCAUUAUGCCAGCAUGGGCCGCGAUAUGGAAUCCACGCGUGGGUUCUUUGAGUUAAUUAUACCAGCCUAUCGGGCGGAACGAGAAGACUCGGUGCUUUCGCUUGCCGUUUCGGCUUUGGCUUCAGAGAUCUUGUCCUUGUGGCGACAGGACCCCAGCAGUUUCCGAUCACCUCGAAAGUCAUAUUCCCGGGCAAUCACACGCCUUCGCAGUGCAAUACAAGAUCCCAUAGAGCGUAGGAAGCCGGCAACUAUAUUAGCCGUGCUGGUGUUGCAGACGUACGAAAAUGCGUCUGCGAUAUACGAUCUUCGCCGGGUUUCAAGUACACACCACAACGGCGCAGCAUCUUUGCUCUCCUCUUUGAAUCCACACGACAUGAACAAGAUAACGCGCGCCUACCUGCAGAAGUUUAUGCUUCAUACGGAGGUCUCAACCGCGAUCCGUCAAAAAAAGCCACUGAAUAGCAUCGUGUACUCAUGGUUUGAGAGUAAAGAAUCGACGGCUGUACCACAAAACCCAAGCUCAAUACUCGAUGCCUUGGGGGCAUCUGUGGCUGAACUGCAGGCCAGAUACUCGCAAUUUGUGCAGCAGGGUGGCCUCUCGAUGACGUCGUUGGGGCCCUUUAUGAAAGAGUGGACAGCUGAUGCCAAGCGAGUUGAUGCAGAGCUUCUGGGAUGGUCAGAAAACGUACCGCAUCAUUGGAGACCCUUGAGGCUGAGAAGUGGUCGAGAUAUUGAUUCUUCCAUACCAACCUACCAGUCUGUCUGCGACGUGUAUCCUUCCUGUCAAAUUGCCAGCAUUUGGAAUCUAUGGCGGUUCCAACGCAUUCUGCUAGCAAAGAUCAAGCUCAGCUCCAUUGAUGUAUGUUCAGGCAACGGCUGCACUGGUUUCGCCCACGGACAUGUUCUCUAUGACCAUGCAGAUCUCGUCGACUGCCAACAAACACUCCAAGAAAUGGUCGAUAGCGUGUGCUAUAGCAUACCAUUUUACCUCGGCAACCGAAACACGCGAUCGAAUCUAUCUGAUUUCACCGAUCCAAUGACCCUGCUUCCAAGUCAGUACUCAUUGAAAGAGAGGACACGGUUGGACAAUAAUGGGCUCGAGUCGUGUCUGUCAAAGGACGACCAUAGGCGUCAUGUCAUCGCGCAAGGGCCGUGGCGCGCCAUGCAUCCCCUGAGUCACCUGUUGACUCUUUUCUCGGAAGAUUACAGCGAGCUGAUCACAAGGGUUCUGAGGUCCGGGCAGCAGGAGUGGGUCCGUGACCAGUUCCUGCGUGUUACCAAGUUGCUGCACCUUCCGUCAAGUUCAGGUAAUGACAUCGAGAGAUCAGAAUCAACGAAAAGUAAUCCGGAUGGUAAUGCUGAGUACCUGGCCAAGGGGGUUAGGAAAGGCGCAAUCCUUAUGAGUGGGCCGUAA
This is a messenger RNA of Penicillium brevicompactum, 1731 nucleotides long. Its product is annotated as Zn(II)2Cys6 transcription factor domain-containing protein. The transcript has a single exon. Gene Ontology annotation, molecular function: DNA-binding transcription factor activity, RNA polymerase II-specific; zinc ion binding. The coding region runs from base 1 to 1731 and encodes 576 amino acids. NCBI's taxonomy places the organism in Eukaryota, Fungi, Ascomycota, Eurotiomycetes, Eurotiales, Aspergillaceae. The record is from RefSeq and is a predicted model, not a curated record. Gene Ontology annotation, biological process: regulation of DNA-templated transcription.